AUGGCCCCUGAAUCCGUUGUAGCUAUCCGUGGUACUAAGCAGGUUCGUCAAACCACCGGUGCAGAACGAGGAACUAAUGUUUCUAUGAUAUGCUUUGGAAACGCUGCAGGAGGUUUUAUUCCUCCAGCUUAUGUCUUUCCGCUAAAGAAUGUCAACCGAAAAAGUAUGAAUAACUCAGUUCCUGGUUCAAUUGCUUUUGCAAACGGAACUGGUUGGGUUGAUGGGAACAUCAUGGUUGAUGUCAUAGAUCAUGUACAGCAUUAUGUGCAAAGCAGCCAAGAAAAUGCAGUCCUAAUCGUUUGGGAUAAUUUCUCUGCUCACUUGGAUUACCUAGUUGUUAAGAAAGCAAAAGACUACGGCAUGGAGCUUAUUACUUUGCCUCCCCACACCUCCCAUAAGCUACAACCGUUGGAUGUGUCGGUGUUUGCAGCGCUAAAAAAGUAUAUUAUGACAGCUCACAUGGAAUGGUAUCGCAAUAAUCCUGGCAAGCGAAUCACCAUCCAUGAAGUAGCAGGAUUAUCAAGGGAUCCUUUCCAUAAGGCUAUGACUCCAUCUAAUUUAAUUUCUGGUUUCAAAAGAGCUGGGAUCUACCCUUUCACAAUGUUACAACCGGAAGACCCGCGUUUCUCAUCAGCUUUGAUUACUGAUCUGCAAGCUCCAUCGCAACAAAAUAAUGCACAAGAUCUAGUUGGUCAUGAAAUACAGACCCCACAGCAGUCCAUAGAGAUCGAAGGUUCGAAUAAAAUUCAGACGGCGGAGGACGAAGAUGAUGAAAUGGAUUUUGCAAAGGAAGAAGGGAACAUUCUGACUCGUGACUGUUAUGUUUUAGGCAGCACAGUGGCUUCGACAGAAGUCGAUAAUCGGCAACCACUGGGAAAUAGUGAUAGAGAAACCGUUGAAGGAGGAGAUGGAACAAGUCAAUCAAGAUCGGCCAAAUGUGAAACUCCCCUUAGAGCGAAUAUGACGGCGAAUCGUGUGCGUUUAGCAGAAAUUAUGCCCAUUCCAAAAGUCAUACAAAAUGGUCCUAGACACAAGAGCAGAAUCCGUAUUGGAAGAAGCCGCGUGUUAACUGAUCCCGAGGAAAUGGCUCAACUAGAAACGGAUUAUAAAAAUAAAAAAAAAGGAGAUGGAAAAGGAGAAAUCGAAGAGAACACGAGCGGCUAA
Molecule: messenger RNA, 1164 nt
Organism: Daphnia magna
Lineage: Eukaryota; Metazoa; Arthropoda; Branchiopoda; Diplostraca; Daphniidae
Product: MFS-type transporter clz9
Exons: 3
Coding region: 1-1164 (387 amino acids)
Cellular component (GO): nucleus
Molecular function (GO): DNA binding
Source: RefSeq, a predicted model, not a curated record